Molecule: messenger RNA, 471 nt
Organism: Hyphopichia burtonii NRRL Y-1933
Lineage: Eukaryota; Fungi; Ascomycota; Pichiomycetes; Serinales; Debaryomycetaceae
Gene: RPC11
Product: DNA-directed RNA polymerase III core subunit
Exons: 1
Coding region: 81-386 (101 amino acids)
Biological process (GO): DNA-templated transcription; termination of RNA polymerase III transcription
Cellular component (GO): RNA polymerase III complex
Molecular function (GO): nucleic acid binding; DNA-directed RNA polymerase activity; zinc ion binding
Source: RefSeq, a predicted model, not a curated record
AUAAUCCAUAAUAAGCAUUUCAGAAUAGUUCAAUAGGUAUUUGGGAGACAAUGUUGUCAUUCUGUCCGUACUGUGCGAAUAUGUUGUUGAUUGGUCUGGGUGACGAUGGCUGUAACAGAUUUUAUUGUCCUACUUGUCCCUACGAGUUUAAAAUUAAUGGAGUUCUGAUGUACGAUAGAAAGAAAUUGGCUAGAAAAGAGGUUGAUGAUGUAUUGGGAGGUGAAGGAGCAUGGGAGAAUGUUGAUCAAACCGCAGCACAAUGUCCUAUUGACUCUUGUGGUAAUAAUAAAGCAUACUUUUUCCAAUUACAAAUUAGGUCUGCGGAUGAACCAAUGACCACCUUUUAUAAGUGUGUUAAGUGCUCUCAUCAAUGGAGAGAGAAUUAAAUACCAUUUUGCAUUCAAGAUCUGGGUUUCCUAUUGGUUUGGUGGUUCCCUAUUGGUUUUACUGUACUAUAGCUUUAAAAAAAAU